GUUAUCACUGUAGAUCCGUGGAAUUCUAAGACGCUCAUUGAGUCUCCUCUGGUGAAAGACUUUACCCUCGUACUACAGGACCGUGGCAGCUGCUUGUCUGCGCACUCUUUGCUGGCCGGCGUUCAGCCAGGGGAGAAAAUCACAGUCGUAGACGCAUGUGCUUCUCCUAAUUCCAAGACGAUUCACAUGCUACAACUAAUGAGGUAUCGUAAAAUAGAAGGUACUAUGAUAGCAAUGGAGCUUGAUCCUAAGCAGGCAAAGGUGCUACUCGACCGUCUGGCAAAGGCUGGUUUCUUACCACGAGAUGGGACAAGGACUUCUGACGAAGUUGUUCAUCUGUCUGCGGAGCACAGCCCUGAUAUCAGUGUUGAGGUACGUGUUGGUGAUUUCAUCAAGUACAGCUCUGCCGAGGUCACCCAUGUGAAUUUGGACCCGAGCUGCAGUGGUUCUGGAUUGGUCGACGUUCACGCUGACUCUGAGAGUGUCGGCGCCCAGCGGCUCCGCAAGCUUUCAUCAUUCCAAUGCCGAAUGUUGGACCAUGCCUUGACGGCAUUCCACGCUGUUCGGACGGUUUGCUACAGCACAUGUAGUAUCAGGAACGAAGAAAAUGGCGAAGUUGUGAAGAAAGCUCUUAAUAGAUUGCAAAGCGGGUAUAGACGGGAGUGGCCUUUUGAAGUGGGGUCCUGUUGGAAGGAGCUCACCCACGGCGCUCGAGACGUUCAAGUUCGACCUGAAGUGGAUCACUGUCGGGGUUUCUAUCUCUGCAAACUCGUCAAAGACGCUAGUGUGAAGCGGAGGAGGUCGAGUGACGACGCUACUGGUGUGGGAGAAGUGUCGGCUCCGAGUACGUCUAGAAGUAAUCCUAAGAAGCACAAGCGCUCUUCGAAGAGCAAGGGCAUUACUAUUACCAAGUGA
Perkinsus marinus ATCC 50983 is the source of this 915-nucleotide messenger RNA. Its product is annotated as williams-beuren syndrome critical region protein, putative. The record is from RefSeq and is a predicted model, not a curated record. Gene Ontology annotation, molecular function: methyltransferase activity. The transcript has a single exon. The annotation marks the transcript as partial. NCBI's taxonomy places the organism in Eukaryota, Perkinsozoa, Perkinsida, Perkinsidae. Gene Ontology annotation, biological process: rRNA base methylation. Gene Ontology annotation, cellular component: nucleolus.